AUGAUCAGCCCCAAGAAGCUCAUUAGGAUGGCAAGGAAGUGGCAAAAACUUGCUGUGCUAAGCAGGAAAAGAAUAUCUAUUCCAAGAACAACUGAGGAUAUGGAUGCAGAAAAUUCUUCUAAAUUAUCAAUGGUUGACAAAGGCCAUUUUGUUAUCUACACAGAAGAUCAAAAGCGUUUCGUGAUGCCCUUGGCAUAUCUCAACAAUGACAUCUUGAGAAAGCUCUUCAAGAUGUCUGAAGAGGAGUUUGGAUUAUCGAGCAAUGGGCCUAUCAUACUGCCUUGUGAUUCAACUUUAAUGGAAUAUGUAGUCAUGCUUAUCAGACGAGGAAUAGCGAAAGAUUUAGAAAAGGCGUUGCUUAAAUCCGUUGAUACCAGUCGCUGCUCAUUAUCCUCUUCUUUUCAUCAAGGAGAUGCAAGCCAUCCUUCCCUAAUUUGUGGAUACUAG
Ziziphus jujuba (common jujube) is the source of this 447-nucleotide messenger RNA. RefSeq names its product auxin-responsive protein SAUR68. Gene Ontology annotation, biological process: response to auxin. Bases 1 to 447 code for a protein of 148 amino acids. Lineage: Eukaryota; Viridiplantae; Streptophyta; Magnoliopsida; Rosales; Rhamnaceae. The record is from RefSeq and is a predicted model, not a curated record. The transcript has a single exon.